Messenger RNA from Somion occarium, 1060 nucleotides. The record is from the annotation of a GenBank genome assembly. NCBI's taxonomy places the organism in Eukaryota, Fungi, Basidiomycota, Agaricomycetes, Polyporales, Cerrenaceae.
ACGCUUUCUCGCUCGUCUAAUCGUCUUCAACACGUCUACAAUCCGUCUUGUAGCCAACAUGUGAGUUUCUUACAAGUAGCGUCUCCCUCCUCAACUCACCCACCAUGCCCCAGAUUCGCGCCCUCCGCCAUGGCAAACCUCCCAGAGGGUCUUGCUCAGUUCGAAUAUCAGAAAAUGCAGCUCAUCGGAAGCCUCAGCGCUGUCGCUGAAACUAUGCGAACCUGUGCUAAUAUCGCGGAACAAUUCGCUCAGAUGGUCUCUCAGGUAUCUUACGCUCAAGGUGCCCCCACAAACGGUCAAUUCGCCGUUCCAGCCGUCCCCUUGCAUGCUGCACCCGGUCGUGGCAAGCGCAAAGCUGCUGACGAUACCGACGGACCCAAGGCGAAACGUGUCAAAAAACCCAGGGACCCUAAUGCACCCAAACGACCUGCCUCAUCAUACCUUCUAUUCCAAAACGAGGUCCGCCAGCAGCUGAAGGACAAGAAUCCCACUUUGCCAAACAAUGAGCUUCUCAGUCUGAUCGCAAAAAUGUGGAAAGAGAUGCCCAAGGAACAGAAGGAUACGUACGAAGCGCGACAAAAGAUGGCCAAGGAGGAGUGGAUAGUUAACAAAACUGCGUACCAGGCCAGUAUGGAUGCCCAGGAACAUACCCCCAGCGAAUCUCCCGUAGCAGAGAUACAACCUGCUCCUGUACCUGUACCUGUGUCUGUACCUGCGCCAGCGCAAGCCGCAUCGGACUCUUCAGAGGACAGCUCCUCGGAGGAAGAAGCAUCAGAUUCGGAUUCUGACAAUUCAGACAAGAUUGUCCGGCCAGCAAAAGGACGUACAGUGUCCAAGGUUCCCGCGCAGCAUCCAGAGAAAAAGGUCAAGAAGAAGGCAUAAGCGAGGUCCGUUGGGAUGAUGGAGGCACUCCGGUGUGAAUUCACUCCACGACACAUAUUCUGCGGCUGCUUUGACAUAAGCUACUGGAUAGGCAGUUGGCUUGUACUAUAGCCACGUAACCUGCCUUCGAACCGUACUUGUUUUUUUUUGUAAGAAAUGCAUAAAAGACCUUGCUGCG